CUGAAUUUCUAGUCAAAUCACUUCAAGAAGUGGAAACGUUAACAUCGCUAGAUUACAAAAUUCAGUGUGUGAAGUGGUCGAUUGUGCUCAGUCUCCUUGGAUUUUUUUCCUACCUGCCCCCUUCCAAUAGUAUUUUGGAGAGCAGGUGUUCCACAUCUGUCUGGACCCUCGUCGUUUCACUCCCUAACAACGGGACUUUCUGCAGAGGGGAAUUUCGGAAUAACAGUUCAGUGGGCCAGUGUCGUUUGUAGUUAGUACACCGAACUAUUUGGGAACACAUAGGACAUAUUUAAUUGUGUGAAAAAUGAAUAAUCCAACGAAUUGUUUCAUUUGUAAUAAUCCGCUGGACAACAAUACGCGAGUGAGUGCAGUGAAACAAAAAGGCAUUAUUGGUUUAAUUGCCAGAAGUAAACUGAAAGAUGACAAGUGGAAGUGUUUAGAAGGCUUGGUAGAAACCAAAGUCCAUGAGAAGUGUCGAGUGACAUAUAAUUUAACGAAUAAAAAAGUGACUGAUGAAGGACAAUCAGCGGCUCCUCAGCCAGUCCCUGCUGAACCGCCAUUCUCUUUCGAAAACGAUUGUGUUUUGUGUCACAAACCCUGGAAGCCAUUAAAUAAGCCGUGCCGGAAGAUAUGUACCCCAAAAGCCCAGGAAUGCAUCAUAAAAUCAAUCGCUGCUCGCAACGACGAUUGGUCCGAGAAGGUGAGGAGGAAAAUCGAAGGAAAGGACCUGCUCAUGGAAAAAGCCCGCUACCACAUCGAAUGCUACGAGAAGUUUAGGUAUAAAACUAAGGAUAAUUUAGACCCAAAGCAGAGAUUACCUGGUCUAGAUGCGGCAUUCGAAGGCUUGUGUCAUUACAUGGAAGAGAGUGGCGAGUGUCAAUUCACUUAUAAUAGUUUGCUGGAGAAAAUGGAGGGCUGGACUACAACCAAAACUACCUUGAAGCAGAGAUUCAUUGCCAAGUACGGCAGUGAACUUGUGUUUGUGGAGAGGCCACCAAAACCAACAGUAAUCUGUUUCCGCAACACAGGCAUCAACAUUUCGGCUAAAUUUUUCCCAUUUAUAGUUUAUGAUGAAAAUCCUGACGAUGAAGCUGAAGAUGAAAGUGGACCGAGCACAAGCAAAAAACGAAGGAUGAAUGAAAGCCAGGAUCCAGAAUUAUGUGACUGAGGGAAGCCCGCACUUUUGGAUCUUCAUGUAUCUAUGCUGCCAAUACUCUGAAUGCUACUAAUCCUCCCAGUCAUUUUGUUGAUCGUGAUUGUAAUUUUUCAAUCAACUACUCACAAUAUUAAUAAAUUCAGUUAAGGCCUGUAAUAA
Diachasma alloeum is the source of this 1315-nucleotide messenger RNA. RefSeq lists its product as uncharacterized. NCBI's taxonomy places the organism in Eukaryota, Metazoa, Arthropoda, Insecta, Hymenoptera, Braconidae. The record is from RefSeq and is a predicted model, not a curated record. The transcript is spliced from 2 exons. Bases 305 to 1168 code for a protein of 287 amino acids.